UACUCCAUAGGCUGUAUAGUGAUGCACCUGUAAACUCACUGCACAGAAACAAGUGCUGGUUCCUUUAACAUUGGAUGUACUGUAGUAAGGCACCAAAAGCUAGUGUGAGGGGGACUUCACUUCACAGCGGCGUCUUUCUCCAGCAUCGUUCCGGAUGGCACUUGAUGUCCAGUUGAUUCUUAAAAACGAAAUUUGAGAUAGGUUAUUCGGUAAAUGCUUGAUCUAUAUUUCGAGAGAUUGAAUUAACCGUUGACAUUUGGAUGCAUUGCGUUCCGUACCCUCCCUGAAGCUCAAGCUGUGGUACAGCAUUUUCAACUACGACCGGUCGGCCGCAGAAGCAAAGAGAAGGAGGGAGAGCUCUAUUUUUUUUCUUGAGAAUAAACUGAAUGAGAUAGGCUGAAAUAAAGCCAAGCUACUUGUCCAUUUCAAGGCAAGAAAGUACUCUAAGGAAACGACAAUUGUUCACAUUUGGAGGAAUUGGACCACUCAUUUUCUGCAAAGAAAAGUAGAGGAUAAUUUCCAACUAUUUUGGAUGCGGAUAUAAGAGAACGAAUCAAUGCCCCAUUUAACUGGUACCGCAAGGAUAUACGGAAAGACGACCGAUUUUUAAAUUGUUAUUGAGUGAGUAGCCUGGUCGAUACGCGCAUAUAGCAGGUUAUUUCUCCCUUAUACCAGCGUGCAAGAGGCUACCCCAUAUGAAGGGCUACCCGCGAAAGCGCAUUGCUAUAGAAAACUGGGGAUUGCAUUGCACAAACUGCUGCCGUUUCUUUCCUUACCGCUAAAUCCAACCGAGUCUACACCUGUUCCAUAAGGAGAAAAUGACAAAAGAGAUAUAAGGAGAAGCACUGCUAAAACAGCAAAAACGUCGAUUGAUGUUGAAGAGCCAGCGUGUCAGCAGCAGUGAGACCCAGCAGAGUGGUGCGGGUGGUGUUUGGGAUGCGGAGAGCCGUAUAGGAGCUAAGUGGGCCCCUCACCUUAGCGCCAUCUGCUUCCUGUGCCGCUUCAAGAUGGAUUAGAGCCUUUACGCCUCCAGAGAUCAAAGGUGGCUGUGACAGGGGGACCCCCGGGGCAGGACCCAUGAGGAGUCAUAGAAGAUGCUCGCAGCCUGGGCGCCUCUGCUCCUCUUAGCCAUGUGGGUGAGAUGUACCUCCGCUGGGCCGCUCUCCUUCAGAAUAGCCGCCAUACUUGACGACCCAAUGGAGUGCAGCCGGGGUGAGCGAUUGGCCAUCACUCUGGCGAAGGACAGCAUCAACCGGUCCAGUAACCGUUCCACAACGGGAAAGCUGGAGGUGGACAUCUUUGAGCUGCUGAGAGACAGUGAAUAUGAGAUGGGAGAGACCAUGUGCCAGAUCCUGUCCAAAGGAGUGGUGGCAGUCCUGGGUCCCUCCGCCAGCCCUGCUUCCAAUUCCAUCAUCAGCAAUAUCUGUGGAGAGAAAGAGGUUCCCUAUGUGAAAGUGGCCCCCGAGGACAUUCUGAAGGUUCAGUUCCCCCGCUUCACCACCCUGGACCUGCGCCCCACCAACACAGACAUCAGCCUGGCCGUGGCUGGCCUGCUCACCUUUUUCAACAGCACCACAGCCUGCCUCAUCUGUGCACAGGCCGACUGCUUAUUAAAUCUGGAGAGACUGUUACGCCAGUUCCUCAUCUCCAAGGAGACACUAUCGGUUCGCAUGCUGGAUGACAGCCAGGAUCCCACACCCCUUCUCAAGGAGAUUCGCGAUGACAAGACUGCCACCAUCAUUGUGGACGCUAACGCAACAAUGUCCCACAUCAUUUUGGAAAGGGCGUCGGAGCUGGGCAUGCUGUCCGUCUACUACACCUACAUCUUCACCUCGCUGGAAUUCUCUCUGCUGCGAUUGGAUGACGUGCCCAGUGAGCGGGUGAACAUUCUGGGCUUUUCCGUCUUCAACCGAACACAUCCCUUCUUCCAGGAUUUCCUCCUCAGCCUCAACCGUUCCUGGCAGGAAAACUGUGACCACGCCCCCUUCGCCGGCACACCGCUAUCGUCGGCGCUGCUGUUUGACGCAGUGCAUGCGGUGGUGGCGGCGGUCCAGGAGCUCAACCGUAGCCAGAACGUGGGCGCCACGCAGCUCUCUUGCAAGUCCUCCAAGAUAUGGGAGCAUGGCACCAGCCUCAUGAACUACCUGAGGAUGGUAGAAUUGGAAGGACUAACGGGCCACAUUGAAUUCAACAGCAAAGGCCAGCGGUCCAACUAUGCCCUGCGGAUCAUGCAGAACAGUAGAGACGGCCUAAGGCAGAUUGGCCAGUGGCACUCAGAGCAGGGCCUGUCCAUGGAGAGGAAGCUUCCAUCAAUCAACGUGACAGACACUCUCUUCAACACCACCCUCACCAUCACCACUAUCCUGGAGAACCCUUACGUGAUGCUGCGACCGAACCACCAGGAGAUGGAAGGGAACGAGCGCUACGAGGGCUUCUGUGUGGACAUGCUGAAGGAGCUGGCGGACGUCUUGAAAUUCAAGUACCAUAUCAAUCUGGUGGGGGACGGGGUGUACGGGGUAUCGGGGACCAACGGUACCUGGACGGGCAUGGUGGGAGAGCUCAUCUCCAGGAAAGCGGAUCUGGCCGUAGCGGGGCUCACCAUCACCGCAGAGAGGGAGAAGGUCAUCGAUUUCUCCAAGCCUUUUAUGACCCUUGGAAUCAGCAUCAUGUACCGUGUGCACUUGGGCCGCAGACCUGGCUACUUCUCCUUCCUAGACCCUUUCUCUCCCGGGGUGUGGCUCUUCAUGCUGCUAGCCUACCUGGCAGUCAGCUGUGUGCUCUUUCUGGUCGCCAGACUCACCCCCUACGAGUGGUACAAUCCCCACCCCUGCCUGAAGGGGCGCUGUAACCUCCUCAUCAACCAAUACUCGCUAGGCAACAGCUUCUGGUUCCCCGUGGGGGGGUUCAUGCAGCAGGGGUCCACCAUUGCGCCCCGCGCCCUCUCCACGCGCUGCGUCAGUGGAGUAUGGUGGGCGUUCACCCUGAUCAUCAUCUCGUCCUACACGGCCAACCUGGCCGCCUUCCUCACUGUCCAGAGGAUGGAGGUGCCCAUUGAGUCAGUGGACGACCUGGCUGACCAGACGGCCAUCGAGUACGGCACCAUGCACGGGGGUUCCACCAUGACCUUCUUCCAGAACUCGCGCUACCAGACGUACCAGCGCAUGUGGAACUUCAUGCACUCCAAGCAGCCCAGUGUGUUUGUGAAGAGCACGGAGGAGGGCAUCGCCCGCGUGGUCAACUCCAACUAUGCCUACCUGCUAGAGAGCACCAUGAACGAGUACUACCGUCAGCGUAACUGUAACCUCACCCAGAUAGGAGGUCUGCUGGACACCAAGGGCUACGGCAUCGGCAUGCCAGUGGGGUCAGUGUACCGGGAUGAGUUUGACCUUGCCAUCCUCAAGCUGCAAGAAGACAACCGUCUAGAGAUCUUGAAGAGGAAAUGGUGGGAUGGUGGCAAGUGUCCAAAGGAGGAGGAUCACCGUGCCAAAGGGCUCGGCAUGGAAAACAUAGGCGGUAUCUUCGUGGUGCUGGUGUGUGGUCUCCUGGUGGCCAUAUUCAUGGCGGUGCUGGAGUUUAUGUGGUUUCUGCGGCAGACGCCCGGAACAGAGCUGUCGGUGUGUGAGGAGAUGUUACGAGAGCUCCAGGGGAUCGUCCUGUGCCGGGACAGCCUACAGCUGAGGCGUCGGCGGGGGACGACCAUGCUCCGUCCUCGCUCCCUGCCCCUGGAAGAGCGCCGGGCGAGGGCCGCCGCCGUCAGCCUGAGCAAUGGCAAGUUGUGUGGCGCUGCCGCCGGCCUGCCCCUCUCCGAGCCCCUCUCCCACAGACUGGCGCAGGAGGCGGCUUUGGUGGCGCGUGUGCAGCCACAUCCGCAUCUGCCCCGAGUGCAGGCGCUUCCAGGGGCUGCGCGCCAUUCGUCCCGGGGGAGGCCCCGGCCACGGCGCCUCGCCCACCCACAGCGAGGAGAGCAUAGAGUGGGAGAAAACGACCAACAGCAGCGAACCCGAAUAACAAUGACCCCACCCCCCCUUGACCUGGACAACCCUUUUACCUACCUAGACCACCACACACCCACUGUACUACUGUACCCAGUAGGCACGUCUCCACAAGGGCAACAGGGGGCAUCAUGGGAAGGUCAUGUGGUACUGUGGCAGGAGCUGCCUAGUUCCUGGUGUAUUUGAUUUGGGAGGACGGGGGCUGGGGCGUUGGCUUUGGCUGUGGAAAUUUUGGGCACGUCCCCCCUGGAAGAGAUCUUUGAGUUGAGUAGAGCUCUGGAAUGAUGCCCUGGGCUUAGUGAUGGAACUCCCGUUGUACAUGUCAAUAGAGACUACCAGAGGAAGUCCGUGAGAGGGGACACGACCUCUCUGUAUGGGCUGUCUGUCUCGAAGGCCCUAUGCCCUGUCUAGGAUGUGAAGGACACAGGUUACGGGGCAUUUGUACUAUGCAGUAUUUUCUGUCACUCGUGCUAAUUGUUGAUUUGUUUAUAAAUUAUUUGUCCUUUUUGUUGUGUUCUUGAUAUUGAUCAUAUUGUUACUAUUCUAUUGUUCUCUGAGACGGUACCAUUUUUUAUUUUCUCGAGAGCUGUGGACAUUAUUGCCUUUUCAGAGCUAAAAACAGAGAACGCGUAGAAAAAGACUUCCAAUUCAGCAUCAUUCUUUGAAAGUGCCGACAAAAAAAGAGGAUAUUGAGCGAUGGGAAAGCACCACGGCCUUGGGACGACGACGAUGACGACGACGAGAACUGAACAUGAAAACAAACACGACGACUCGUUUUAUAAUAGUGACUGUAUCCUAUAUGAAAAUGUGUUUUCAACAUGCUUCUGAAAGACAGCGACGCAUGUCAGCAGGUGUGAUGCUGAUGCUUGGAGGGGAGAAUGAGUUUCCCGUUCAAACAAUUUGCCCAGAGUCACAAAGAACCCCAAUGUAAUCAGAAAUAGUUCUCAUUCAUUCCCUUUGCGCAUGUGUGGGCCCUGUCUCUUGAUAUUGCCCCCGGAUCACAAGUCAUAAACAAUACUAGGAACCACAACAUCCCACCAUUUUGAGUUUCUUUCCAUUGUCCACUGUGGUAUACAGUAUCAUAUGAAUCCCAUAUACUGUAAGAAAUUGGUAUUGGUUCGCUAUUUCCAAUUUGUGCUCUCCAUUCCCUCUGUUCAACUCACUCCCUUUGUCAUCGUACUGCACCAUUGCCUCGACAUGACUCAGACACAAUCUCUGCGGCAUGCACUACACACUCAUGCACACGCACAGAAAUGCACACACUCACACAUGUAGGCACACAGGCAUGUGCACACACACACAAUACACAUAAGCAAUGCAGAUAGUUACACUGCAGAGGUAGUCAUACUGAGAUGGUGGCAUUGGGGAAGAAUUCAACACAUUCCAGAAGAAAUUAAAACUCCCAGUAAAUGUUUUUUACAGGAAUUUUAAUUUGAUUUAUUAAAGACUCCACCCAAAAUGAAACAUUGUCUGACGUUUUCGUAAGUCCGAGAUGUUUGAAGUCUUUUAUGGGACAUUUAUUCCUGGAUCACCAUUUUGUAAAUUCCGCAAUAUAAUUUAGAGAAAGGAUAUGGUGCCAAUUAUUCCCAUUAAUUUAGGAUAUAGGUCUGCAGAUUUCCCAAUGAUAACAAACCUCAAUUUUGGGGUGAGCUAUCCCUGUAACCAUCAGCAGAGACCGUAUUAAUUUGGCACCAAACGGAACAAAAAGGACUGAAACAGUCUUGAACUUGUCCAAUAAGAAACAAUCAUUUUAAUUCUCCUUUGCCAUUUAAAAAAAAAAUGCGUUUUCCAUCACAUGCCUUAAUGAAUACAAUCCUUGUAAUGAAAUGAAGGCCAUCCCCGUCCAGAUUGGAUUUGUGGAGCAAAGCUGUACUUUCUCCAUGUGUUCAUUCAAGUUGAUUUAGUCAAUGUACCAUAUCGCAAAUUCAUUGAUGUAGCAUGUAAUGUUACUCAUUUUCCUUUAGGAAGUUGGAUGUUUUAUAUGUUGCUGGUGGUGUCCUUGGGAUUCAUUGUUUUGUCUGUGCUUUUCUACUAAAUUGACUAAAAUGAGUGGGCGAAAGUGAACAACUGUUGUCUGUCUGUCAACAUUAGGCUUUGAUAGAUCCGCCUCCUCGACGAUGCCCAAGGGGUGUGCCACUCAUAUGUCAAGAGUGCCUGAAACCAGGCCAUCUUGACAAAGUAUUCGAUUGGAGGUAUGCCAGGUUCAUUUGUAUUUGUCACAUCCAAUCUAAAACCUGGACCUUAAAUCUGAAGGGACUCUUUCAGCAUUUGAAUUAAAUCCACUAUUAAGUUGAUUUCAUUCAUCUCUAAAAUUGCUUUUCAAGGCAUCUAAUACAAAGUGCCAGUCAAACACCGGAUUUCCGCACAGGAUAUGCAUUCUCCUGCCUUAGUGUACUUGGUUGAAGGUGUAUGACCUAGGCCAUGCAUUUUUACAAUGAUGUUAAUGAAACGGCUGAGCAGACAGCUUAGUUUGGGUCAAUGAGGGUCUGAGACUGUAGAAGGAACUGUUGUCUAUUUUCAUAAUGCCUUAAUCUACAUGCAUUGCGCCAGCAGGCCACAAAUGCAAAAGAUCCCUUAAGAACAGUGGUAUUCAAACUUUUUCAGCGGGGCAUACAUUAUUUUCCACCUGAAUUUCUGGGGACACCAUUUUCUUCCGAAGAAUUUCUUGCGACCCCCACCUCAAAUAUAAUGGCACAACCUUAAAAUCAUUUUGUUUUUUUACAUCAACAAUAAACCAUUGCAUUUUCCUCAUAUACAUUUUUUUAAGAAACCAAUAAAUACAUGUACUCAAUAAAAUUAUAUUUUCUAAUUAUCUUUCUCAGAAACAUUUUAAUAUAUAUUCCAUACAAUAAUCUGUACUCAUAAUGUUUUGUUCCUAAUAUACAUCUAUACACUGAUUGAGUGUAAAAAAUAUUAGGAACACCUGCUCUUUCCAUGACAUAGACUGACCAGGUGAAUCAAGGUGAAAGCUAUGACCCCUUAUUGAUGUCACUUGUUAAAUCCACUUCAGUCAGUGUACAUUGAGACAAUUGAGACAUGGAUUGUGUAUGUGUGACAUUCAGAGAAGGAAUGGGCAAGACUACCAUACCCUAUUUAAGUGCCUUUAAAUGGGGUACGGUAGUAGGUGCCAGGCGCACCGGUUAGUGUUUUAAGAACUGCAAUGCUGCUGGGUUUUUGGCGCUCAACAGUUUCCUGUGUGGAUCUAGAAUGGUCCACCAGCCAAAGGACAUCCAGCCAACUUAACACAACUGUGGGAAGUAUACAAGUCAACAUGGGCCAGCAUCCAUGUGGAACACUUUCGACACCUUGUAGAGUCCAUGUCCUGACGAAUUGAGGCUGUUUUAAGGGCGAAAGGGAGUGCAGCUCAAUAUUAGGAAGGUGUGUACACUCAGUGUGUAUAUAUAUAUAUAUACAAUAUACAUAGAUAUAUAUAUAUAUAUAUAUAUUAUGUUUUGUUUUGUCGACCCCACUGCAGCCUAGCUUUGAAUACCACUUUUUAAGAAUGUUCUCUUGCUUCAAUACUAGAAGAUCACUAGUGAAUUCCUUUAGUAGCCAAUGCCAACACAUUCAACAAAUAUGACGUUCAUAUUCCCCAUUUAAAAGUCCCUCAAUUACACCAAAUAUGGUGUUGCGACUUAACAAUUCCUUUACUUGUGGUAUGCACAGCCAUACUUUUCCUUAGUUUGAUUUUACAAAUAGACUUGGGAUCAUCAUCUGUUUUCAAAGGAUUCGAUUUCUUCUCAUGUCUGUUCAUUAUUCCACUGGAGACCAGUCCGACAUGUUUCCAUACGUUGUGAAUACCCGUAAAUACAUUUAGUUUGAUGCUCUACGAGAGGUUUUACCCUGUGAGUGAAGUCGUCCUGGUUUUGCUGUGUGACUAUUCUCUGAGAGGUGUUUGCUGUACAGUGUGUUUGUUUUUGAGCUCCUAAGGAUACAGAGAGAGGGGGUAAAGAAUAAGCUGUACAGCGCUCAUUGUUUUAUCAUAUAGAGGCUAUAGUGUCAAUCCUCUUAUGGAACUUUCUUGUCAUAGGUGUGUGAAUACAGAAUGCUCAACAAGGGUUUCCCAGUGGAGGUUCCAGGGGCUCUUUAUUUCUACAAGCCCUUACCUUAAUUAACCAGUAUCCACAUCAAAUUGAACUUGUGUGAACACACACACACACACACACACACACACAAGCACACACAUACUGCACUCACGUCUACAGGCAUGAUGAACAAUGACACAUUCAAACAUUCAAUCUGCAGGUGUUCUAUAAGGAGAUUGUAUGUAGCUGCUAGGUCACAGAGGCUGCAUACAAAAUGGUACCCUUUUGCUAUUCCCUGCUCUGGACAAAAGAAGUGUGCACUAUAUAGGGAAUAGGGUGCCGUUUGGGACAAACACUGAGACAGCGUGGGGUCAGCUGGAUGAGCUCCCGAGUUUAGGGAAUGCAUAGUGGGAUUCUGUGCUCCCAACUUUUAUGCAUCGAAAACAUUCACAGACUUUCAAUCAAGCGUAGUUGGAAUAAGAUUGCCAAUUACCUUAAAGGCUAAAGGGAGUUGAAUUGGAAUGAAGAGGAAUCGUCACGUAGAAGUAGCACUCUGAGACUUUCACUGGGAGACCCUGAGUAGGAUGGCAGGAUUUGGUUGCUAUAUUUUAUAUGCUUUAUUUUCUUAUGUUGUCCUUUUUAUUCCAAUAUAAAUACAUUUCUUAAAACAUAAA
This is a messenger RNA of Salvelinus fontinalis (brook trout), 8691 nucleotides long. RefSeq names its product glutamate receptor ionotropic, kainate 4-like. The record is from RefSeq and is a predicted model, not a curated record. Gene Ontology annotation, molecular function: kainate selective glutamate receptor activity; transmitter-gated monoatomic ion channel activity involved in regulation of postsynaptic membrane potential. Gene Ontology annotation, biological process: monoatomic ion transport; modulation of chemical synaptic transmission; synaptic transmission, glutamatergic. Gene Ontology annotation, cellular component: kainate selective glutamate receptor complex; postsynaptic membrane; plasma membrane. NCBI's taxonomy places the organism in Eukaryota, Metazoa, Chordata, Actinopteri, Salmoniformes, Salmonidae.